Messenger RNA from Rhagoletis pomonella (apple maggot), 504 nucleotides. RefSeq names its product nucleoside diphosphate-linked moiety X motif 19-like. The record is from RefSeq and is a predicted model, not a curated record. Gene Ontology annotation, cellular component: mitochondrion. The transcript is spliced from 2 exons. Lineage: Eukaryota; Metazoa; Arthropoda; Insecta; Diptera; Tephritidae. Gene Ontology annotation, molecular function: hydrolase activity, acting on acid anhydrides, in phosphorus-containing anhydrides. Bases 1 to 504 code for a protein of 167 amino acids.
AUGCUUAAUACAUACAUCUAUUUUUUACGGUUUGAAACCGCUUUUUAUUUGGUGGCGCUGGAACAUAUUCGCAAAAUACUCUUGGAAAGUACUGAAGCUGCCAGUUUUAUGUGGAGGACACCGAUGGAUUUUCUUCAGAGGUAUUUCGGUAAAGACUUGUUUUUACCUCCGCCCCAACUGUAUGAACUAUCGCGAUUCCUGAAUUAUAAACGAUUGGAUGAAUUACUGGAAUUUGAGCAAAUUCGAUCUAAAGAAGGCAUUACACAUAUGCUUCCCGUUAUACAGAACUGUACUGACGGCUCUGUUAGUUUGCUACCGGGCGAUGAUUUUUAUCCCAGCGAUCCACAGGGCUCGGACCAAGCAGAAGUAAUUAAUCUUACAAUGAUGGAAUAUAGAUCAAAGACCCAAAAACUGCAUCGCAUAGAGUUCUUCAACAACAGUAAACCGCUUAUACAAUUGAAUUGUUCGUCGACAGAUGAUCAUUUUUCACCAACAAACAUAUGA